Molecule: messenger RNA, 3479 nt
Organism: Sphaerulina musiva SO2202
Lineage: Eukaryota; Fungi; Ascomycota; Dothideomycetes; Mycosphaerellales; Mycosphaerellaceae
Product: ankyrin repeat protein nuc-2
Exons: 7
Coding region: 225-3272 (1015 amino acids)
Biological process (GO): glycerophospholipid catabolic process
Molecular function (GO): glycerophosphocholine phosphodiesterase activity; protein binding
Source: RefSeq, a predicted model, not a curated record
CUCACUUCACGCACGCUCUUGCCUCCAUUCUCUCGCACGUGCCGUUCUCUGAGUUACUGGCGAUGCCUGUUCUCUGAGUCACGCCUUCCUCUCGCAAUAUGUCGACCCGAAGCCCGAUCUACCCUAGAACAGGAACUAUCCAGCAAAUCGCCUCAGUCCUGUCGCAUUACCUCGCGACCACCACUCCGCAGCCUCUUCUUUGAUCACGCCCCUCUUAGCCGAUCAUGAAGUUCGGCAAGCAUAUUCAGAAGCGGCAGCUCGAUAUACCGGAGUACGCAGCGAGCUUCGUCGACUACAAGGCUCUCAAGAAGCUCAUCAAGAAGCUCAGCGCGACACCGGUGCUCGCAGCCUUACAUCAGGGUCCCAAUGGCGAGCCUCUGCAGGAGUCGCAAGCCUCGUUGCAGGCGAACAAAGCAACGUUCUUCUUCCGUCUCGAGCGCGAGCUGGAGAAGGUCAACACUUUCUACCUCCAGAAAGAAGCGGAGCUCAAACUUCGCCUACGAACUCUGCUAGACAAGAAGGCAGGCGUGCAGUCUCGCGCAACACCGGCCUCGAAGUUAUCUUCGAGCUAUGUCACAUUGGACGAAGGCUUUCGGCUCUUCAGCAACGACCUCGACAAGCUACAGCAGUUCGUCGAAGUCAACCAGACAGCAUUCUCCAAGAUACUGAAGAAGUGGGACAAAACCUCAAAGUCCCGAACCAAGGAGCUCUAUCUGUCAAGAGCAGUCGACGUGCAGCCAUGCUUCAAUCGAGAUGUGAUUAGUGAUCUAUCCGACCAGGCCACCACCGGACUUCUCGUGCUGCAAGCCUGGGCAGAAGGCGAGAAAAUUGCAUACACUCCUGCCGUCGAGCUCGAGAACAGGAUCCAGCCCUCAGCGCAAGACGAGGAGGUUGAGUACCAGGUGCUGCAAGCAAUCAAUGCUGGCAAUAUUGGUCUCGUCCGCGAAUGGUCCAUACGCACUGCUGCGAGUCCGGAUGCCGCCGAGCGCAUCAGCCGCGUUUUCCUCCAUACUGUCAACCAUGCAGCGCCUAGCGCUCAAGACAUACUCUACGCCACAGGCUUGGUCAACUUCAACUUCGCAGACGCAAUCAAUGAGCGCAAUUGCAUACACGAGGCUGCAGUAAGUGGCAGAUCCGACGUGCUCACAGUAGCUCUCUCGAAAGGCGCGAACAUACGGGCACCAGAUGUUUAUGGGCGCCUACCACUGCAUUAUGCGUGUAUGCAUGGCCACGUGGACAUGGUGAAGGCACUGGUCGUUUCCGCUCCCGAUACUGUGGACUUCAAGGAUCUGGAUCACUUCACCCCUCUGAUACACGCGAUUGUGCACUCUCAGCCGGGAAGCGUGCAGGAGAUGCUGCAAUUUGGGGCCAUCGUGAAUCAGGCGAGCAGUACCAGUCACAUUCCACUGAACCUGGCUUGCCAGUACGGCUCAGCUCCCAUCGUUCAGCAGAUCCUGCGAUUCCGACCUGCCAUCAUCCCUGACGCAGAAGGCUUGUACCCACAACACCUUGUGGCACGAUUUGGCAGAGACAAUCGGAUACUCCAGAUGUUGAAAGAGUAUGGUGUGGACAUGGAUCAGGCCGACAAACUGUACCAAUGGACACCGAUAUUCCACGCUGCAAGCGAAGGGCAUCUCGACAGCUUGCGACAACUCCUGGAAUUCGACGUUGACCCAGCAGCUCUCGACGAGAAGGAUCUCAAUGCGAUGUACUACGCCGCUUGGGAAGGAAAGCUGGACUGUAUGCAACUGCUUGCGCAAGCUGGAGCUGGCGCAACUGGAGAUGGAUUUGUGCGAGAUCCAAUGGACCUGCAGCCUGCGCCUGGGCAGCCACCGCCGCUGACUAUAACAGCAACACCGACUCAGGCGAACCAUGAUGCGGAAAAUAUCCCCUCUCUCGAAUUGCCGCCCCCCAUCAUUCCGCUUCGAAGAUAUGGACACAACUUCCUCGAUACUACGAAGACGUUUAUCCAGCUCUCUUUUGUCGAAGGAGAUGCGAUUAAGUUUUAUGGUGAUAGCAAGUACCCCGCCGCGCGACUGACUGUGUCGUCGAAGUCGUCCGACUUGAUACCACGGAAUCUGCCUUUACCAAUACAAGAUGACUUCAAGAACCUCUCGUUCCAGAUUGAAGACUUGGAUAACUUUAGCAUCGACUUCGAUAUCUUCCCGACAUUCGGGAGCAAAGUUAUCGCCCGCGCAGCUGCGUCCAGUCGCGUGUUUACUGGCAAGGCGAAUAGCUCUGGUGAGUGGCAUCUCGAGCUGUUUGAUCCUCGGCUGCGCGCAAUUGGACGUAUUGCCUUCCGAUACCAGGUCGUCACACCAUUCCAUGGUAUACCGCUUGAGAUCACACACUUUGCAACGUACUGGAAAGCCACAAGCCAAUUCGAAAAUCAUCCGAGUAACCUAAUCACUGGUAGCAGUCUGUCAGGAGACUUCUUGCGACUAUUUGUGCAAGUGACUUCAGACGGCGUACCUGUAUUGUUCAACAGCUGGGCAUUACCAAGCAGUCGCAACGAUCUCGUUAGCAGACUGACAUACCAGGAGUUUAGAGAUAGCGCGCUCCAGGCUGGUCUGGGCAAGGGCGUCAUCAAAGAGCUCGUGGGAAACGGCAUUGAUCGCGAGAAUCUCGCUGUUGCUCAGCAGAAGAUUGCCCAAUCAUGCUCUUCGCUCGAGUCCACAUUGGCGAUACUGCCUGCGGAUUUGCAUGUGGAGAUCCAUGUAUGCUAUCCAACAAGAGCUGAGGAGGCAGCUCUACGGCUUGGACCCACGCAGAACAUCAACGUCGUGGUUGACGGUGUGCUCAAGGUGGUCUUCGAUCAUGCUCGGCACUUACGUGAGCUCAAAGAUGGUCCACAAAGAAGCUUCGUCUUUUCCAGCUACAAUGCGGAUAUCUGCACGGCGUUGAACUGGAAGCAGCCAAAUUAUCCCGUGCUUCUCUGCAACGAACUUGGUGUAGCGCCUACCACGAACGAUCGAGCAGCCACAGAUUCCAAUAUCGUGACCAGCUGCGGCCGAACCGACAUGAGCAUCAAGGAGUCAGUUCGCAUUGCACAGAGCAACAACUUCAUGGGUCUGAUCUGCACUUCACGGUUGCUCGAUCUGGUCCCUGCACUAGUUUCUAGUGUGAAAGAGGCGGGGCUGGUUCUCAUAUCUGACUACAGCAACGACCGUACGCGAACGCGACCACCGACUGUGCUCAGCAUUCCCAAGGGUGCUGACGGUCUAUUACUUCACAAUGCAGUGCUACGCUUCAAGGAUCAAAUUGAUCAGUGAUACCAAUUCGGCGACAGGGACGCUUUGGGGUGCAUGAUGACGAUAGAGACAGCGACAUUGGCGUGCAAGGUCAACUGAGCGUGGCGUUUGAAUACUAGCCAAAUCGCAUCACAUGGGAAUACCAAGACGCGAAAGGGGAGGAAUCUGUGAUCACUUGCGAUUCCCUAAUGAUGAAAUAGACCGUUUGUCUAAUAUGAAAAGUUCAAC